Molecule: messenger RNA, 699 nt
Organism: Jatropha curcas
Lineage: Eukaryota; Viridiplantae; Streptophyta; Magnoliopsida; Malpighiales; Euphorbiaceae
Product: PPR containing protein
Source: RefSeq, a predicted model, not a curated record
GGUUUUAUAGAGGUUUUAGGGUUCAAAGAGAUCGAAAAGAGCAAUAACAUUAAAACAAUGGCUACUUGGGCAAUAACAGGAAGAUCUGCGUCUACAUUGACGCGUGCAGUAUGGAGAGCUUCAAAUGCAACAAACUCAGCAACGACAAGAAUUUCGCUUCCAGCUUCGAUUCGCUCUUGGACUCGUCCCAAUUUGACUCUUCGCCAGUCCCGAAUUCCCCCUCCUUCUCCAAAGUUUUUGCGGCGAGAAUUGAGCUCACUUUUACCUGUCCAUAGCGUGAUUGCUUCCGCUUGUCUUGUCUCCAAGCUUCCCAGUGAAGCCAGCACCUCUGCCGAAGGUAGAUUUGCUAAUUAUCUCAGUCCCAUCUAGUAUGGAGUGCUUGCAAAGGUGAAUGGUUUUCUUUGUCAUAGUUGAAUGGCCAAUCCAUUUCUACAGAGGUUAAUUGCUGAACAUUUUUGUUUCCAUGUCUUUAAUUUAGUAGUCAGCUUGGAGUUAUCUCUUGAAAUUCUCCUACUCUACCGUUUGGUGAAUUUGGUUCUGAUGGGCGGAAAGAUGAUUUUUGUAUUUGUAUCUUUUGAAUCAUCUAAGUAUUAACAUGGGAUAAAAAGCUGGUAACGAUGCCAGGGGUAUGAUUGUGAUGGUUGCCAUUGUACCUGAUUAAUCAUUAAUGAAAUCAAAUUAUUAACUGCUGGUAGUGUA